GGUGUGAACUCUGUCCUGGGGUUUCUCUGCGCCUUGUUCUGCAGUCCUGCGCCUUGAAGCAGGGACUAGAGGCCCACUUCCAGACGGUCGUGAGAGACUUCAGGACAAGAAUGUUUCACUUAAGGACUUGUGCUGCUAAGUUGAGGCCGUUGACGGCUUCCCAGACUGUGAAGACAUUUUCACAAAACAGACCAGCAGCAGCUAGGACGUUUGGGCAGAUCCGGUGCUAUACUGCCCCCGUUGCUGCGGAGCCCUUCCUCAGCGGGACUAGUUCGAACUAUGUGGAGGAAAUGUACUAUGCUUGGUUGGAAAACCCCAAAAGUGUACACAAGUCAUGGGACAUUUUUUUCCGAAACACCAACGCCGGAGCGCCCCCGGGCACCGCCUACCAGAGCCCGCUCCCCCUGAGCCUGGGCUCCCUGUCAGCUGUGGCCAGAGCGCAGCCCCUGGUGGAGGUUCAGCCCAACGUGGACAAGCUGGUGGAGGAUCACCUGGCAGUGCAGUCUCUCAUCAGGGCCUACCAGAUACGAGGGCACCAUGUAGCACAGCUGGACCCCCUGGGAAUUUUGGAUGCUGAUCUGGACUCCUCCGUGCCCGCUGAUAUUAUCUCAUCCACAGACAAACUUGAUCUUGCAGUUUUCAAGGAACGACUUCGAAUGCUAACAGUAGGAGGGUUCUACGGCCUGGACGAGUCUGACCUGGACAAGGUCUUCCACCUGCCCACCACCACGUUCAUCGGCGGACAGGAGUCGGCCCUUCCGCUGCGGGAGAUCAUCCGGCGCCUGGAGAUGGCGUACUGCCAGCACAUUGGGGUGGAGUUCAUGUUCAUCAAUGACCUGGAGCAGUGCCAGUGGAUCCGGCAGAAAUUCGAGACGCCUGGGAUCAUGCAGUUCACCAACGAGGAGAAGCGGACCCUGCUGGCCCGGCUAGUGCGCUCCACCAGGUUUGAGGAGUUCCUGCAGCGGAAGUGGUCAUCUGAGAAGCGCUUUGGUCUCGAAGGCUGCGAGGUGCUGAUUCCUGCCCUCAAGACCAUCAUUGACAAGUCAAGUGAGAACGGAGUGGACUACGUGAUCAUGGGGAUGCCGCACAGAGGGCGGCUGAACGUGCUUGCAAACGUCAUCAGGAAGGAGCUGGAGCAGAUUUUCUGUCAGUUCGACUCAAAGCUGGAGGCAGCUGAUGAGGGUUCUGGAGACGUGAAGUACCACCUGGGCAUGUAUCACCGGCGGAUCAACCGUGUGACCGACAGGAACAUCACCCUGUCGCUGGUGGCGAACCCUUCCCACCUGGAGGCUGCCGAUCCCGUGGUGAUGGGCAAGACCAAAGCUGAGCAGUUUUACUGCGGGGACACAGAGGGAAAGAAGGUCAUGUCCAUCCUUCUGCACGGGGAUGCUGCGUUUGCCGGCCAGGGCAUCGUGUACGAGACCUUCCACCUGAGUGACCUGCCGUCCUACACGACUCACGGCACUGUCCACGUGGUCGUCAACAACCAGAUCGGCUUCACCACCGACCCACGCAUGGCCCGCUCCUCACCCUACCCCACCGAUGUGGCCCGAGUCGUGAAUGCCCCCAUUUUCCACGUGAAUGCGGAUGACCCGGAGGCAGUCAUGUACGUGUGCAAGGUGGCAGCUGAGUGGAGGAGCACCUUCCACAAGGAUGUGGUGGUGGACCUGGUGUGUUACCGACGCAAUGGCCACAACGAGAUGGACGAGCCCAUGUUCACACAGCCGCUCAUGUACAAGCAGAUCCGCAAGCAGAAGCCCGUGCUGCAGAAGUAUGCCGAGGUGCUGGUGUCGCAGGGCGUGGUCAACCAGCCUGAGUAUGAGGAGGAGAUCUCCAAGUAUGACAAGAUCUGUGAGGAGGCCUUCACCAGGUCCAAGGACGAGAAGAUCUUGCACAUCAAGCACUGGCUGGACUCCCCCUGGCCUGGCUUCUUCACCCUGGACGGGCAGCCCAGGAGCAUGACCUGCCCCUCCACGGGCCUGACGGAGGAUAUUCUUACGCACAUUGGGAACGUGGCCAGCUCCGUGCCUGUGGAGAACUUCACCAUUCACGGAGGGCUGAGCCGCAUCCUGAAGACCCGUGGGGAGCUGGUGAAGAACAGGACGGUGGACUGGGCUCUGGCGGAGUACAUGGCUUUCGGCUCCCUCCUGAAGGAGGGCAUCCACAUCCGGCUGAGCGGCCAGGACGUGGAGCGGGGCACUUUUAGCCAUCGCCACCACGUGCUGCACGACCAGAAUGUGGACAAGAGAACCUGCAUCCCCAUGAACCACCUCUGGCCCAACCAGGCCCCCUACACCGUGUGCAACAGCUCGCUGUCCGAGUACGGGGUCCUGGGCUUUGAGCUGGGUUUUGCCAUGGCCAGUCCUAACGCCCUGGUCCUCUGGGAGGCCCAGUUUGGUGACUUCCACAACACGGCCCAGUGCAUCAUCGACCAGUUCAUCUGCCCGGGACAAGCCAAGUGGGUGCGGCAGAACGGCAUCGUGCUGCUGCUGCCCCACGGCAUGGAGGGCAUGGGUCCGGAACAUUCCUCCGCCAGGCCGGAGCGGUUCCUGCAGAUGUGCAAUGACGACCCAGACGUCCUGCCGGACCUUAAGGAAGCCAACUUCGACAUAAAUAAGCUGUACGAUUGCAACUGGGUUGUCGUCAACUGCUCCACCCCUGGCAACUUCUUCCACGUGCUGCGUCGCCAGAUUCUCCUUCCCUUCCGGAAGCCGUUAAUCAUCUUCACCCCCAAGUCCCUGCUGCGGCACCCUGAGGCCAGAUCCAGCUUUGACGAGAUGCUUCCAGGUACCCACUUCCAGCGGGUGAUCCCAGAAGAUGGCCCUGCAGCCCAAAACCCAGAAAACGUCAAGAGACUUCUCUUCUGUACCGGCAAAGUGUACUAUGAUCUUACCCGAGAGCGCAAAGCACGGGAUAUGGCAGAGCAAGUGGCCAUCACGAGGAUCGAGCAGCUGUCGCCCUUCCCCUUCGACCUCCUGCUGCAGGAGGUGCAGAAGUACCCCAGCGCCGAGCUGGCCUGGUGCCAGGAGGAGCACAAGAACCAAGGCUACUACGACUACGUGAAGCCCAGGCUGCGGACCACCAUCAACCGCGCCAAGCCUGUGUGGUACGCCGGCCGGGACCCAGCAGCGGCUCCAGCCACCGGCAACAAGAAGACCCACCUCACGGAGCUGCAGCGCCUCCUGGACACGGCCUUCGACCUGGACGCCUUCAAGAAGUUCUCGUAGAUGCUGCCUGGGCUCCGCCUCACGACCGCCCCUUGCUUCUCCACUACAGAAUAGUGCUCCGCGCUGCCCCCGCCUCUGCCCGUCCCUGCACCACACACACCCCCUCCUCGCUCACUUAGGAAUUAAGCCGCUCCCCCACGUGCUCGGCUGCCCCCAGGCCAGGUGCUCCCCAGGCUCUGUGACUUCUGUCCAGCUGAGCAGCCUUCAUGGAGGCAGUGGAGAGCGGGGGGAGGAGAGGCAGCCCCCGCAGGAGUCCUGGGAGGGUCACAUCUGCCCUCACCCCCGGAUCACCCCCAGGGCCCGCCUCAUGUGGCACACCCUUGUGCUGGCGGUCCCUGUCACCCAGCAGGGUGGCUUCCUCUCCUCAGGCUGAGCCCAGACCCCUCAGAGGAGCCACCACGGUCAGAGGCUCUGUGGGGUGGGAGGGCUCUGUCAGGACCCUCGCCGCGCAGUGAGCAGAGGGCACUGCCGCGGGCUCGCUGGUGGGAGACGGCCCAAGACUGACCUGCACAGAGAGGGCGGGUCUGCUCUCCUCAGCGUCCACUUCCUCCCCUCGAGAGGGUCUCGGGCCGUGCACAGGGGCCGUGCACACUCCACCCGCCUGGAGCUGGGUGGCACCUGGGCCCGUGGGGCGUGCGUGGCGGGAAGCGCCACUCGGGGCUCUCGGGCGCAGGCGCAGGCUGCUCAUCUGGGUCCUGCCCUCCCUUAACCUCCAGUUCCACCUCCUUUCCUCCUUCCUUCUACACGAUGGAGACUCCGAAGCAACCUUCUCUCUGCUGUGCCAAAGCUGGUCCGAAGGGGAGAGGAGGGCCAGGAGUGAGGGGCAGCACUAGGCCGGGGGCCAGCUCCCCUGACCUGUCACAGGGACAGAUCUGAUUUAUUUAUUUUGGUUAAAAAAAAAAAAUAACGAAAACAACUUUGCAUUGCAUUUGGCUUGACCCAUAAACUAAGUUAUCCUUG
Lagenorhynchus albirostris (white-beaked dolphin) is the source of this 4187-nucleotide messenger RNA. It is a transcript of the gene OGDH, whose product is annotated as oxoglutarate dehydrogenase. Gene Ontology annotation, molecular function: oxoglutarate dehydrogenase (succinyl-transferring) activity; thiamine pyrophosphate binding. Gene Ontology annotation, cellular component: oxoglutarate dehydrogenase complex; mitochondrion. The record is from RefSeq and is a predicted model, not a curated record. NCBI's taxonomy places the organism in Eukaryota, Metazoa, Chordata, Mammalia, Artiodactyla, Delphinidae. The transcript is spliced from 24 exons. Gene Ontology annotation, biological process: tricarboxylic acid cycle. Bases 111 to 3227 code for a protein of 1038 amino acids.